Molecule: messenger RNA, 2068 nt
Organism: Hipposideros armiger (great roundleaf bat)
Lineage: Eukaryota; Metazoa; Chordata; Mammalia; Chiroptera; Hipposideridae
Gene: MFNG
Product: MFNG O-fucosylpeptide 3-beta-N-acetylglucosaminyltransferase
Exons: 8
Coding region: 241-1206 (321 amino acids)
Biological process (GO): pattern specification process
Cellular component (GO): Golgi membrane
Molecular function (GO): O-fucosylpeptide 3-beta-N-acetylglucosaminyltransferase activity
Source: RefSeq, a predicted model, not a curated record
GGCGGGGCCAGGCGCCCAGAGCCAGCGGCGGGAGGGCUGCCAGAGCAGGUGGAGGGCUGGUGGCGGAGGGGCUGCCAUGGCCUGGCCUCUGGGGCCAGAGCACCCACUCUCACCUCUCCCCUCCUUGCCUGCCCGGGAUGCCUGCCAGACUUCAAUCUUUGCUGAGGCCCCCGCCUGACCAGCCUCCCCUCCACAUCCAGUUGGGAUUUGGGGGCUGAGCUGUUUGGGGUCCCAGGGCCAAUGCAGUGCCGGCUCCUCCGGGGCCUGGCCGGAGCCCUCCUCACCCUUCUAUGCAUGGGGCUCCUCUCUCUUCGGUACCACUUGAGGCUGUCUCCGAAGGGCGUGCGGGAGACCCCCGGGCUGAGCCCACCAAGCCCGUGGCUUCCUGAGCUGCAGCUAAAGGAUGUCUUCAUCGCAGUCAAGACGACCCGGACCUUCCACCGCUCCCGCCUGGAGCUGCUGCUCGACACGUGGGUCUCCAGGACCAGGGAACAGACAUUCAUCUUUACUGACAGCCUGGAUGAAGGCCUCCAGGAGAGACUGGGGCCCCACCUCGUGGUCACCAACUGCUCUGCGGAGCACAGCCACCCUGCCCUGUCCUGCAAGAUGGCUGCUGAGUUUGAUGCCUUUUUGGCCAGUGGGCUGAGGUGGUUCUGCCAUGUGGAUGAUGACAACUAUGUAAACCCAAGGGCGCUGCUGAAGCUGCUGAAAGCCUUACCACAGACCCUCGAUGUCUACAUAGGCCGGCCCAGCCUGAACCGGCCCAUCCACGCUUCUGAGCCGCAGCCCCACAACCGCACGAGGCUGGUACAAUUCUGGUUCGCCACUGGGGGUGCUGGCUUUUGUAUCAACCGCAAACUGGCUUUGAAGAUGGCACCGUGGGCCAGUGGCCCCCGCUUCGUGGAUACAUCUGCCCUCAUCCGGCUGCCUGAUGACUGUACUGUGGGCUACAUCAUUGAAUGCAAGUUGGGCGGCCACCUGCAGCCCAGCCCCCUCUUCCACUCCCACCUGGAGACCCUGCAGCUGCUAGGGGCUGCCCAGCUCCUGAAACAGGUCACCCUCAGUUACGGCGUUUUUGAAGGGAAGCUCAACGUCAUUAAACUACAGGGCCCCUUCUCCCCUGAGGAGGACCCCUCCAGGUUUCGUUCCCUACAUUGUCUCCUCUACCCAGAUACUCCCUGGUGCCCACAGCUGGUGGCCCGAUGAACCCUGAACUGCUGGGCAACAGGCCUCCGGUUGUACCUCUGCUCCCAAGGCAGCCCUGAGGGCCUGUGGCAAGUGCCCUGGGGUGAGCAGUCCCUGGCAGGACCUCCGAGUGGUGGGCAAGCCCAAGAUUGGAUGGUGGCUGGUGGUGAAGGCAUCCCAGGCCCCUUGGAGGUGGGCUGGACAACUCAGGGACAGGUGAGGGCCAGGGGCUGGGCUCCCAUGGGCCCUGGGUGACUAAAUUGAACAAGGGUGGGGUCAUUGAGCUGGGCUGAAGCUCAGGGGUCCUAACCCUGCAGAGAAUUACAUAGGCCCCUGGGUGGGGUCUGGUCCCCAUCCCCAGCUCUGGUCUCUCAGUUAUACCCCUGGGGUCAAGCACGGGGCCACCCACUCCUGGAUCCUUUGGCUGGGUCCCCAACCACUGAGGGCCCCAGGUGGAAAAGUCGCAGCAUUGCAGAUAUUGUUGUUGCUGACCGGUCUCCAGCCCCUUGCUCCCCACCUCUUGCUAACAGAAUCCUGUUUUGUUUGGAGUAUCAGCCUGCCCAGACCAGAUAAUGGGUAAUAAUGGGCCCCAACCCACCUUGAUGAACCUUUCGUUUACUUUCCCGGCCUCCCUUGCUGUUAGGAGCUACUAUGUGCCCCAGCUCUGGCUCCUGUCUGUUAGUGUAAACUAAGCAAAGCCAAUAGAGAGGAUUCUGGGGAAAGUUUGCAGCUUCAUGCUCCAUCUUCCUGCUGUGAAUGUGGGUGUGAUGUCCGGAUCUGGGGCAGCCACUUUGUUGCCAUGAAGAAAAGGCCAAGACAAUCAUCUACACCUAUGCUUUCCAGCAUCUGGUUCUGUAAGAAAAUUAAACCCUUAUUUGUUUAA